GGCGGAGUGGUACGGCGGUUGUUGCCAAGACUCCGACAUCCCAGCGUCCUCAAGUCACGCACCUCAGUCCUAUCAACAGCACUUAUCAAGAGAAACCCUGUCCUUUUUGUCGGCCUCGGACCUUUUGGGUCCAAUUCUUGUAGUUGCAUGCGUUCUUAACUCGUUUCGAAGGUUCCACACUAUGUUAUCGGUACGAGCACUUAGGUGCGCGUGUAAUGCUCCCCAUGUCACGAGAAGUUCAGCACCCGCAAUUUCAGCACUCCUGGCACCAAUCCGUCUCAGCUCCUCAUCAGCUACCGCCACCGUGGAAGAGCAAGACGAGAAUGGCGAAGCUGAUGAGAUCGUGUCAAGGGAGAGGGAUCUCAACAAGCCAAAGAACCCGAGCUCCCAGCUUGCCAUGAUGUUUGGUGAAGAGCACGCAAAGAAGAAUCACAGUAUAUCCUGGGACCUGCGAAAAUUAGACCUCGAGCUCAUGCGCAUCUACAGCCGCCAACGGGCGAUCACAGAAACGGUGAAAGGCCCGUACAGAGUUCGAACGGUAGCACGUGACCAGGAGAAGAGCGUUAAAAUAGACGUGCGGGACAAUAAGGUUUUUGUCCAGAAAAGCACUAUUCCGAACAUAUGGCUACGAGACAACUGCCAGUGUGGUAGUUGCAUGCAUGAGGCGACCAAACAGAGACUCCUUGAUACUUUCUCCAUACCAAAGGAUAUAGCAAUCAAAACCCACUCGUUUGAUGGGAGCGUACUGAAGAUCGAGUGGAGUGAUGGGCAUCAAAGCGAGUUUUCACGAGAGUUCUUUAGUCGAACCACGAAUCCUGAAAGGCAGAAUGCUAUUCUACGGCAAGGUUUGACCACAGUCAAGCUCUGGGACUCGACUAUUGCCUCUGAUCCCCCGAAAGAAUAUUAUCGUCUUACGGGCCGCGCAAAGAUAGCCCGAGUCCUGUUGAAAAUCCGCCAGUACGGCUUUUGCUACGUUGACGAUACACCCAUUACACCAAAGGCUACCAAAGGUUUGCUGGAACGCAUCGCCUUCAUCCGCAACACCCAUUACGGCGGCUUCUAUGACUUCACUGCAGACCUCGCCUCAAAAGACACGGCAUACACCAACAUCGCGCUCGAAGCGCACACCGACAAUACCUAUUUCUCCGACCCCGCUGGUCUGCAAGCUUUCCACCUCCUUUCGCACACCGACGGCGAAGGCGGCGCCUCUCUUCUAGUGGACGGCUUCAAAGUCGCCGACGAACUCUGCAAAACAGACCGAGAGGCGUAUGAGAUCCUAUCUACAGUCAACGUUUACGCCCACGCCUCUGGCAACGAAGGUAUCUCGAUCCAACCCUACCGCGCCUUCCCCGUCCUUGAACACGACUCUCUUACCGGCGAUCUUCUGCGCGUCCGAUGGAACUCGUCCGACCGCGCUAGCAUCGAGCUUCCCAUUGACAAAGUCGAAACUUGGUAUGAUGCAGCGCGCAAGUUCGAUGCUUUGCUUAAGAAGAAAGAGAAUGAGUAUUGGGAGCAGUUGAUACCGGGCAGAGUGUUGAUAUUUGAUAACUGGAGGGUAUUGCACGGACGGAGUAAGUUUACGGGCAAGAGGAGGAUUUGUGGCGGAUACAUCAAUAGGGAUGAUUGGAUUAGUAAGUAUAAAAUGCUGCAGCUUGGGCGGGAGAAGGUACUGGGGAGUUUGGCAUCGGGUUAGAAACACGGACGAGUUUUCUGGUUUGUGAACAGAAGGAAAUGCAUGUUGAUACAUCCUGAGAAGGCACUUUAUCUACAGCUGCCGUGACGUUAAGAAAGCGCUCCUC
This is a messenger RNA of Cucurbitaria berberidis CBS 394.84, 1799 nucleotides long. Its product is annotated as Trimethyllysine dioxygenase. NCBI's taxonomy places the organism in Eukaryota, Fungi, Ascomycota, Dothideomycetes, Pleosporales, Cucurbitariaceae. Gene Ontology annotation, cellular component: mitochondrion. The transcript has 2 exons. Gene Ontology annotation, biological process: carnitine biosynthetic process. Gene Ontology annotation, molecular function: iron ion binding; trimethyllysine dioxygenase activity. The record is from RefSeq and is a predicted model, not a curated record. The coding region runs from base 182 to 1693 and encodes 503 amino acids.